AUGGGCCGCAAGAGCAAGAAGGGCGGCAGGAGCAGGAAGCCGCCCCGCCCCGCGGGGUGCCCGGCGCCGCCGCCGACCAACGCGGACUGGGAGGACUCCACCGCCGCCUUCCGGAAGGAGGCCGAGUCCGCGAUCCGCGCCGCGCGGUCGUCCCACUGCCACGACGACGGCUGCGCCGCGGCGGCGGCCGGCCUCGCGGAGCGCCACCCGGCGUCGCCCCUGGCGCACCACAUCCUCGGCCACGCGCGCGCCUCGGUCGACGCGCGCGCGGGCGACGCGGUCCCGCCGCGCCGCCGAGCUCGCCCCAGGAUCGCCGCCACACGCGCCUCCGCGCUCCUCUACGCGCGCCGGCCCGGAGAGGCCCUCACGGAGUGCGCGCGCACUCGACGACGUGGCGGACCCUACCGACCCGGCCCUGCACGCCGCCGACGCCGCCGCUGGCGCCUCCCGCCGCGCCGCGCUCGUGGCAACAACGAGCCCGCAUGCGCGCGUCGCGGCAGCGCGGCAGCGGCUACUCGGGGUCCACGCCGACGCGGAGGCCCUCGAGGCCACGGGGUCCGCCAGGCCACCGCGCCACCCGUGGGCGUGGCGGCGCCGACGACGAAGCCACUGUGCUGUUGCCGCCACGCCACCACGCGGAAGGCGGUGACCGACGACGACCUGCGCGGCUUUCUCACGGUGAACCUCGACGACCUGAGGUCCUACUGCGACCAAACGGGCGGCGGCGGCGUGCAUCUGCUCACCUGCGCAGUGGAGUUUGCCAAGGCCACAAAGGCAUGGGCGUACUGGCUGUGCCCUGUGUGCGACAUGGUUUUCUUGGACGCAAACUCGUUCGUGUCACACGUCGAGGGCGAGUACAUCGAUGAACUCCAAGAACUGCAGCCGUUGAUGCCGAAAAGAGCAGCCUUGGAUUCCGAAGAGCUUCAGUAUUCCUUGAAGUGGACGUCAUUUGAGAUGGGAGAAGAAGAUGUAGAGCGAAGAAAGAACUUGGACAGGAUCAAGGAUGUCUUUUCUGGCCUCAAUACAUUUAAGGCUCUCUCUGUUGGCCUUGUGGACAAGGUCAAGUUUGCGAGGAGCAGGUCCAAGAAACCAUUGCCAUAUUGCAUUCCUUCCUGUGUCACCUCAUUGGACUCCAUGGAAAUUCAGAGACUCGAUAAACCAUUGGACCAGCUUUAUAAUCAUUUAUCCAGAGGCUGGGAAUUCGUGAGGAUUUUGGGUGAUGAAGGGAAGAACAAGGAAGGUCGUUCUGAUAUCAUAUUUCUGGUUCAAGAUGGGACCUUAUUAUCUUUGGACGCUGAGAAGGUUGCUUCAAGAACAAAGGAUGGUUCUUGCGAGGAGGAUGCGCUGUUUAGAUGGCUGUUAAAUUUUCUGGAAGAGGAUAAGUUGAAUAAUUCUGCUGGAGAAGACUCACAGGAUGGGGGUGAUAAAAAUGCUGUCAAUAAUGGAGAUGGUUUAGAUAAUCUGCAUGAGGAAUCUUUGUUCGAAGACAAAAUUCCAGACAUUGAUUCAGACAUGCGUUUUACUAUCAGCAGGACAGAUGAAUGUGAAAACUCCUCGCUCUCGCAAUCCGAUAGCUCGAAUUUUUCUACCUUGGAAGCUGAAAGUUCUUCCAUAGACAGUGGUGUAGGUUCUGUACUUCACAUCACUGCUGAGGGUCUGCUGUUUUUGAAUGUGACUCUCACGGCUCCACCCGUGUUCACCACCGCCACAGCCACUGUGGCGCCCUUGCCUGCACAGCAGCCUGCACCUUCCACAGGCGUCUUCGGUGAGUGGAUGGCGACCUUCGACCACAUGCAGCGCCAGAUGGACGUCCUCGCGACCCUUGUCCAUAACAUUGACGCACAGCCGGCGUCGGUGCCCUCAUCCAUGAAGCGCGCUGGUGGCGAGCCUCAUCCUCGGCGUGCGGUGCCUCCAUUCACAGUGCCGCGGUAA
Messenger RNA from Miscanthus lutarioriparius, 1932 nucleotides. NCBI's taxonomy places the organism in Eukaryota, Viridiplantae, Streptophyta, Magnoliopsida, Poales, Poaceae. The record is from the annotation of a GenBank genome assembly.